Danaus plexippus (monarch butterfly) is the source of this 1128-nucleotide messenger RNA. Its product is annotated as heterogeneous nuclear ribonucleoprotein A3 homolog 2-like. The record is from RefSeq and is a predicted model, not a curated record. NCBI's taxonomy places the organism in Eukaryota, Metazoa, Arthropoda, Insecta, Lepidoptera, Nymphalidae. The transcript has 5 exons. Bases 630 to 1115 code for a protein of 161 amino acids.
UUAAUCAAACAGUGCGCUAACAAUCGAUUUUAUUUGAAGUCGUUUCGUAACGAGUUAUUGCAUUUUUCACUUUUGAUAUUUUUGUUUCGCCGUUUGGUUUGCGCUUUUAUUGCUUUGAUAUCGUAAAUGAAAACUGUCAGAGAUCUGGUAUUUGAUCGACUUUGAAUUCAAUUCCUUUUGAUUUGUUUAACAAAGGCGAAACUUUUAUAAUGCUUUUUACAUUUACAUAAAAUCCAAUAAUUUAAAAUCUAUAUAGAUAAAAUUAUUAAAUCCCUUUUUAUAUUAAUGUAAUAAACAGUAAAUUAAGUCAUGAAAUCAUUCAUUCAUUCAUUCGUAAAGCGUUCAUUCGAAAACCGGAGCAGUUCUGCGAAGCAAACAUCAUUGGUCAAGAUGAAAAUUAACGGCGUAGUCCUCAAACCAAUGGAAUCAACUCGUGCAGGCUAUGUGAAUAGUGAGCCGCAGGAGGGCGCUACUCACCUGUGACGUGACAGUGAAUUGACGCACACGAGGUAUUUCACGACAAAUACAUCUUCAGAUAACUAAGUCAGAAUUUUUCAAAUUAAGGAAAUCAUUCAACUGAGCGUGUCUUAACUGUCAGCAUCGAACGAAUAAAACAUUAAACGUCCAAAAUGAAAUAUACGGUCUUCUCUAUGCUCGCUUGUGUUGUAGCACUUGAGGCUAAGCCAAAACCCUAUGUUGGAUACGGAAACGGUAUGAUCGAUCUCGGUCCAGCUGGCGCUAGAAUGGGAGGUGUUAGGUUAGGUAAUCGUCUCACCAAUCCACUAGCAAUGGAUGAAUUAGGAUACGGCACUAGCGGGUCUGAAUUUAGUCGAGGCAGCGGUUUUGGAGAUAGCGGUUUCAGUUCUGGUGCCAGCGGUUUGGACAGCAGAGGAUUCCACAAUGGCGGAAGGAGAAACUUCCAUGAUAUUGGACAGCAUCACAGCAGCCGUACCUCGAUCAAUCACGCCGAGAACACAGACAAUCAUGACAUCGGCGGCAGUGAAUUCUUUGACACUGGAGCCCAAUCCGGUACUGGCUUCAACCAAUACGGCAACGGUUUCAACAAAUACGGCAACGAUUACGGAAGCGGACGGCAAAUGACGUCAUUCCUCUAAAAAUUUACCAGUG